Molecule: messenger RNA, 2693 nt
Organism: Oncorhynchus gorbuscha (pink salmon)
Lineage: Eukaryota; Metazoa; Chordata; Actinopteri; Salmoniformes; Salmonidae
Product: very-long-chain 3-oxoacyl-CoA reductase-A-like
Exons: 11
Coding region: 132-1139 (335 amino acids)
Cellular component (GO): endoplasmic reticulum
Molecular function (GO): oxidoreductase activity
Source: RefSeq, a predicted model, not a curated record
UCAGGAUAGACUAGUGUUGUGGGAGUGUGAUGCUACAACCUCCUUAUAAAGGGAUUCGCACAUUGUGUCUUGAAAUUAGAGCACAUUGCCUAAAUUUGAGGUCUCCACAGAGUCACUGAAAAACAGCUGUCAUGUAUUCGUUGAACGUGGAGGACAUGCUUCCUGUGGCCGAGACGCCACUCUUCUGGGUCGGCGCAUUCACCGUGGCCUCACUGUCUUUGUGGGUGCUCCACCGACUCCUCCAAGGUUUUCGGAUUUGGGUCUGGGGAAAUGGCCAGUUGCUCUCGCCGAAACUGGGCAAAUGGGCAGUUGUGACGGGAGCCACAGACGGCAUCGGUAAAGUCUAUGCGGAGGAGCUCGCCCGUAAAGGGUUCGCCAUGAUUCUCAUCAGUCGCUCCCAGGACAAGCUGGAUGAUGUCGCCAGGCAGCUUGAGACACAGUACAAGGUGGAGACCAAGACCAUCGCCGUGGACUUUGGCCUGUCGGACAUCUACCCCAAGAUCGAGGCUGGACUGGCUGGACUGGAGAUCGGAGUCCUGGUGAAUAAUGUGGGGAUAUCCUAUCCCUACCCUGAGUACUUCCUGCAUAUUCCUGACCUGGACAAUUUCAUCACCAACAUGAUCAAUGUCAACAUGACCUCCGUUUGCCAGAUGACUCGUUUAGUUCUACCCAGAAUGGUGGAGAGGUCCAAAGGUGUGGUCCUCAACAUCUCCUCUGCCAGUGGCAUGUACCCUGUCCCUCUUCUGACUGUGUACUCCUCUUCCAAGGCUUUUGUAGACUUCUUCUCCCGGGGACUUCAGGAGGAGUAUAAGGCAAAGGGAAUCAUUGUCCAGAGCGUGCUGCCCUUCUUUGUGGCGACCAAGAUGACCCGUAUCAGGAAGCCCACCUUGGACAAGCCCACCCCGGAGCGCUAUGUGGCUGCUGAGCUGACAACCAUCGGACUGCAGGACCAGACCAACGGCUACUUCCCCCACGCAGUCAUGGGCUGGCUGACCACUGUCCUGGUGCCCAUUAACCUGGUCAUUUACUUUGGGGCAAGGAUGAACAGAGCCCAGCGUACUGGCUACCUGAAGAGGAGAAAGCUGAGGGAGCUGGCCAACCAGAGUAACGGGAAGAGUGACAGGCUGAAGAGCGAAUAAGAACACCCCCCCCCCCCCCCCAUAUAACAGAACGGAAGCUGACCAUAGAACUACCAUACAACCACUGACUAGCCCUGACUCUGUCUAUUAGUUAGUAAUGUCGAAUGAUUCACGGGUGUGUUUUUGAGGAUCUUUUUGUAUGUUGACGCUAACAGAUUUCUUCCUUGGAGCCCAUAUUGCCGCCACAUGACACGUCCUUUUGAAUGAAGUGGUUCAGCGACAACGUCUCUAACCAAAACGGCAGCUCUAACAGUGGCUGCGACAAAUACAUACUCUGCUCUCAGCACAGGGAAUAGUUAUUUUUCUAUGUGACAAAAAAUGAUUGUAGAGAAGAACCUUUAAAGGCCAAGUGCAGUCAAAUGUGAUUUUUUUUUCCUUUUUUAUAUUAGUUUCCACACUGAGGAUGGAAUAAUACUGUGAAAUUGUGUUAAUGAAAAUGCCCUUUUAGUGUAAAUGCUGUUUGAAAAGACCGCCUGAACUUCAGCCUCUUUUGGUGGUAUGGAGUUUGUCUUCUACGUCACCAUGCAGUAAAUUAGUUAAUAGACCAAUAAGAAAGCGUUCCAAACCUUUCUGCCAAUAACCGCUAAUUUUCAGUCCCUUCCUCGCUCUGACUACUCCCAGACAGUCCUAGCAAAAUCAUUGCUUGAGCAAUUGCCCUAUACUAUUUUUGACCAUUUUAAUUAACAAUCACAAUUUACUUGUUACCCAAAACAUAUUUGAUAUUGAGACUUCUUCAUUGGACCUUUAAACAGGGUGAUUUUUGUUGACUCUGCUGUUGUAAGCAGAAUGGUGGCGGGCCAAAUUAGUUUUUUUUAUAUAUAUAUUUUUAUACAUGUACGUAAAACCAAGCCGCAGGCACAUCUUCAGGUACUUCGCGCAGUAAACGCAUUGGCUGUGCCUGAAGUUUACAAGCGAUCACUCUAUUUACGUUUUUUGUGUAUUUAAAAAAAUUAUAAUAAUGGUGGGAUUUGUUGCACUGAUCCAUUUCUCUUUUUCCAGUUGUCUAAACUUUAAUUUACUUUUUUUUUUCUUAAUGUCAUUCUUAUCCACAUGCCUUCCAGCUCAUGCUGGCAUUGAUCACGUCCAAUGAGAGGGAGUCUUUCACAUUCAAGUAGUUCUAUUGCAAGCUAAUGCUAUACAAUUGCCGUACAGGCUCAGACUACUGCCAAAGAUUGUAUACUAUAUAUUGUGCACAAUAGCCUUUUUGGAGUGGUGAGGGACUUCAACAACAUACACAACUGUUUGUCUGGGUGUUGGUCUAUGUUUGACUUGGAUCUCUGUAUGACUUGUUCUGACCAAUGUCCAGACUUUAACCAUGGUGCCUUAUGAAGAUUUCUCAGGUGUGGAACUAGACCAGUUUAUCAGGAAUUUUGGAAUUGCAAUGUACUCUGUCACUCUUGCUGCUUUGCACCUGUACGAGUUAAUCUGAACUUUCUACUUGAGAAAUUCUGUACAAUAAAGAAUGUGGUCUGUUUUAUUUCCUCCCUGACUUGCUUUCUAAAUAUUAAUGAACUAGAACUAUGCUGUUUACAAAAUAAAGAGAAUUCAAUGUUG